AUGCCUUUAAACAUUCGAGCCAAGCCUACGCAGAGCAAGCUGUCUGCUGCUGCAAAGAGUAGUGGGCACACUGAUGGCAACUCAUCUCAUUCACGCUUCUCAAGGUCCCCUAAACACGGGAAAGGCAAACAGGCUGUAAGCUCAGCGCCAGGGGCCCGUUCUGGGCUAGAACCAGGCUCUGUGUCAGGAGGUGUGCCUGCAACAUCAUCUAAACUGACAGGGGGACAAGGGUCAAUGUCAAGACCAGGUCCAAAAAUCAAAGCUGACCCAGAAUCAGGCAAAGGAUCGACUCGUGGUUCAGCGACAGCUCCAGGGGGUAAAACCUUGUCUAUGGAGAACAUUCAGUCUUUGAGUGCUGCCUAUGCGACUUCAGGUACUAUGUAUCCCAGUGAGCGAGAGUCCUUGGAAGCCUCUGGUGGGUAUCCCAAAGGCACCAUGACAUUGGGUAGAAGCACCAGCCGCUCCUCAUACACUGGCCGGACAAUAGCUACAGGAAGCAGCCCAAACAUCACAUCUUCUGGGAUCCAUCACUCAUCAGACCCUUGUGGAGACCAGACAUUUUUUUCUGGAGGGACUUCCAGUUUACGGCGGCAGUCUGGAAGACAUACACAGCUAAUGGAUUCGGCUGGACGGGGAGAGGUUUCUACAUUUGAUCUACAGGCUCAGCUGAGGGAUCUGCAGAGAGAGAACAACAACCUGCGGAGAGAACUGGAAGGAGGGAAGGAUGGAAGGACAGGCCCCAACAUGAACAGUGUCAACUUCUGGAGCCCAGAUGUAAAGAGAGAAAAGGGGGUGAGGAGAGAGGAGGGAGUGAGGAGCUCCACUGUGAAGGACCAGUACAAGACAAACCAAGAGGAUUUGCAGCUUCCGUUAACUGUUCAGGAGCUUCAGGAGGAACUGAGGGCUCACAGAGAGAUGAACAGCCGCUCGCAGCAGCAGCGUCAGCAGGGAAACUCCUAUCGAGAACUCCAUAUGGACCAGGAACUCAGAGGGGGACUCAGCCCUGGCCAUAGCCCCAGACAAAGCCCCAGCAACCUGCAGAGUCCUGGACUAAAGAGCAGCCCCAGAGCCAGUCCAUCCAACACCUACAAUUCAAGGCAACAAGAAGCUGACAUCAUCAUUCACAGCCCUGGUUAUGGCUGUAACACUGCAGUAGCUGCCCAGAGAAUCAGCCCAGCCGACACCCUUCAACGUGGGCUCAGGAGCAGCCCAAAUCAGCCCCUUUACAGUCCUAGCCAAGGUCCAGGUGUAGUCCCCAGCUCUAGUUCUCGCCGUCCUUGUAGCCCCUGUCAGGUACCUGGGUGUGACGGCUUCUCUUCACCCCCUCCCCUGGUUCCAUCAGAGGAGAACUUCUUCCAACUACAGUCGGAGCAUGAGCGGCAGGCCAAGGAGCUAUCCCUGCUGAGGAAAACCAUGGAAGAGAUGGAGAUGAGAAUUGACUCUCAGAAGCAGACGCUGGGCGCCCGAGAUGAGAGCAUCCAGAGACUGUUAGAGAUGCUUCAAGGCCAAGGUCAAGGUCAGGGACACUGGGGACGGGGACAGCGGGCAGGCAUAAUAACCAUGGCAGCACAGGAGGCUGAGGCUCAGCUGGAGAACGUGCAUUUGAGAGAGGAGCUUCAUCGCCGAAACCAGCUCCAGGCCGAUCCGGCCAAGACCAGGGCGCUGCAGACUGUCAUUGAUAUGAAGAACACCAACCCCCCUUUCUGUUUUGAUCCUGACGUUAUCUGGCAGGACACCAAGAUCUCUUCCCUGGAGAGGAACAUCAGAGACUUAGAGGAUGAAGUCCAGAUGCUAAAGACCAGCGGCCUGCUGCAUUCUGAUGACAGGCAGGAUGAGCUCAAGCAGGUGGAGGUCUACAAGAGCCAUUCUAAAUUCAUGAAGACUAAGGAGCAGGCCUUGUCACCAUGUGUGUCUUCCAUCAGACCAGCUCCCACCUUCCUCCCCACCCAACAGCUUUGGAUCACAGAACAAGCAGAAAUAGAGCAGCAGAAGCAGGAGCUGAACAGGAAGGAGUCGGAGAUGCAGGCCCUGCAGACCAAACUAGAAACACUGACCAAUCAGAACUCAGACUGCAAGCAACACAUCGAGGUGCUUAAAGAGUCGCUCAGUGCCAAGGAGCAGCGCGCCAAUACACUCCAGACAGAGGUAGAUGCUCUGCGAGUGCGUCUGGAGGAGAAGGAGCAGUUCCUGACCAAGAAGACCAAACAGCUGCAGGACUUGACUGAUGAAAAAAGCACACUAACAGGAGAAAUUAGAGACAUGAAGGACAUGCUGGACGUGAAGGAGAGGAAGAUUAAUGUCUUGCAGAAGAAAAUUGAGAACCUGUUGGAACAGUUAAAGGACAAGGAUAAACAGCUGGCUGGAUUGAGAGAAAGGGUCCAGGGCCUUCAAACUGACUCCAGCAACACAGACACUGCUCUGGCCACACUGGAAGAAGCUUUAUCAGAAAAGGAGCGAGUGAUUGAAAACCUCCGGGAACAAAAGGACCGGGAGGACAGGGUUCGGCUGGAGGAGCUGGAGCAGCUGAGAAAAGAGAACCAGGAAUUAAAAGACAAACUAUUGGUUGUGCAACCCCAGAAACUGUCUCAGAACCAGCUGGGUAACCCCAGCCCAACCCAGAACCAGAGGCCUGAUGGAGAGGUGAAAACCAAAGUAGAUGGGCUACCAGCAGUCACAUCCUCAAAGACCCAAACUACAGAGGAAGCGGUCAAGAUAUGUCCGGAUAUCACGGAUCGUCUGAGGGUCCUAGAGCAGGAAGUGGCCCGCUACAGAGAGGAAUCCAGGAUGUCACAAGCUGAAGUGGAGAGGCUAAUGGGAGCUUUAAAGGAUGCUGAGACGGACAAAUCAUGCAAGGAGAAGAAAAUCUCUGAUCUUGAAAGGCAAAUCAAGUCUCCUAACAUCCAGAAGCACACAGUGGCAGGUGAGAUGAGGAAAGAUGCCCUGACUGAUGGACAUCCCCACUCAUUAUCGCAGCUUCCUGUUUCCACUUCCCAGGAUGCCAUGCGGGAGACAGCUGAGCGGAUCAUGGAGUUGGAGAAGGCACUGAGAGAAAGCAUGAACACCUCUGCACAUAGGGAGGCUCUCUGGGCACAGGAGGAGGCUGAUCGGGUUCAGGCCCAGAGACAGCUGGAGGAGCUGAUGGGGGCUUUGGAGAAGACACGCCAGGAGCUGGACGCCACUAAACUGCGUCUGUCCUCCACUCAGCAGUCCCUGCAUGAAAGAGAUGGACAUCUCAACAGUCUGCGACAGGAGAGACGCAAACAGCUGGAGGAGAUUCUGGAGAUGAAGCAGCAAGCUUUGCUAGCAGCCAUCAGUGAAAAGGAUGCCAACAUUGCCCUGCUAGAGUUAUCUUCCUCCAAACGCAAAAAAGCCCAGGAGGAAGUGAUGGCUCUGAAGAGGGAGAAGGACAGGCUCAUGCACCAGCUCAAACAGCAGACUCAAAGCAGAAUGAAGAUGAUAGCUGAUAACUACGAUGAAGAUUACAUCCAUCCCCAGCAUCAUCCUCAUCAUUCGCACCACAUGCACCCAACAAACGUCCAUCAUCGCAGCUUGCCAAGAGCGCCCCCCCAUGCCAACCACCGACCCCCUAUGGACCAGGAUGAUGAAGAGGGAAUAUGGGCGUAAUGACCACCAACAUGAGACCCCACAUCCGUUUCUUCACACUCGUGGAACCAGACACCAGGUUUCAACUACAAGAAUACAGAUACACCAGCCCAUAUACCCCCACCAUUGUGACCACCAGCCCUGAUUAAAAGCAGAUAUAAGUGCACACUCCAGCACCCACCAUUACACUUGGAUUGUGGUAAAAAUCAGUAUUCAAAUGGACAUAAAUUAGUUAUCCUGAAGUUGACAUGCAGUAGCCCACAGAAGACCUGGGACCACUGUGGGUGAACGCCCCUCAUCAGUGCAUCUGCCAUCAGUGUGGAGUUUCGACAAGCAGUCUGCUUCCUUCAUUUCCCCAGUUUUUUUUUUUUUUUUCUUUUAAGCUGGAAGCUGGAUUAAUUUAACAGUACUGUGGUGCUAUAGAGUCCUGGCUUUUCAUCACAAGCCCCCAAAACAACUGUGUGACUACAAGUGUGGCUAAACUGAGCCAGUGGAAUUGGCAGUAAACUCAAGCCAGCUCCAGACUCUUUUAUGGUAGCGUGAAAAGUAUUCACUUUUGCAGCUAAAUAUCACACUUGUGUAAAUAUGACAACAUGGACCUUGUAAUCCAUAAUCCACAGAAACCUUCUCAAUGCAUUGUGCCAAAGGAGACAUCUGCUGAGACGAAUGACAGAAAUGACACUGCAACUGAAUUAUUUAUGUAACCAUCCCAGUUAUUUAAUCGCGUAUCUCCCAUUUCCUGACAAGAAAGAUCACCAAGAAAAGUUUGAUGAUUAGUUUCCAUCUUUUCAAAAAUAGGGAGGGAAACACAGCUGACCUCAGACAGCCAGUUUAUUGUAAGAACAGUCUGUAUACAUUUCUCCUUGUGUUCUUCUUGCCUCUCAUUGUCUCUUUUAUGUUUUGACUGAUUUUCUACAGCUGAAACUAUUUGAGUGCCACUCUUUCUUUCUUUUUUUAUUAUACCAGCUACAUGUGACUUAUUAUUCUGAUUCUAACAAGUGAUGUAUUAUGUUAUUGUCUACUGAUCUGUGAAUCUGAGUGGCUAAUCUGAUCAUAAUGAAGUGUCUUGCAUUAAUACUUUUUUUCACUGUAUUCAAGCUUGAGCUGAUGUGAUGAUAAUGUACAGUUGCAGUUUAAUUUAGCAGCAUAGCAGUGUUUUCAUUUGGUUGUUACCUAAUAUGUACAGUUUUCAUACUGUGUGUGUGUGUGUGUGUGUGUGUGUGUGUGUGUGUGUGUGUGUGUGUGUGUGUGUGUGUGUGUGUGUGUGUGUGUGUGUGUGUGUGUGUGUGUGUGUGUGCACUUUUGUGCUGUGCUCUCUUGGUUGUGAUGACUGUGAAAG
Archocentrus centrarchus (flier cichlid) is the source of this 4942-nucleotide messenger RNA. RefSeq names its product ERC protein 2-like. Gene Ontology annotation, cellular component: cytoskeleton of presynaptic active zone. Gene Ontology annotation, molecular function: structural constituent of presynaptic active zone. The record is from RefSeq and is a predicted model, not a curated record. The transcript is spliced from 19 exons. The coding region runs from base 1 to 3624 and encodes 1207 amino acids. Gene Ontology annotation, biological process: maintenance of presynaptic active zone structure; regulation of synaptic plasticity; neuromuscular synaptic transmission. NCBI's taxonomy places the organism in Eukaryota, Metazoa, Chordata, Actinopteri, Cichliformes, Cichlidae.